This is a messenger RNA of Symbiodinium sp. CCMP2592, 1431 nucleotides long. The record is from the annotation of a GenBank genome assembly. Lineage: Eukaryota; Dinophyceae; Suessiales; Symbiodiniaceae.
AUGGAGACGGCCUGUGAUGAGUCCAUGAAGAGAGGGCAGUGCUCGAAAUGCAUGUGCAACAGGGCUGAAGUUUUGAAACUGCAGAUCCUCAAAGCAUUCGCCCGCAUCGGCAAAUCCAAGAAGUGCAGCAGCGCUGUUGGGUGCGUCGCUUGCAAAGAGCCCUAUGGCUUUCUCAAAUUGAACGACACCAACAGCUCGGAUACCGGAUCUUUGCACUUCGGCAGCUGUGCCUUUCAAUGCCCGGAUCCCAGCAACGUCUCAUGGCCGGUGAUGCCGAAGAAUGCUCUGGACUACAACGGCAAGGAGUGGCCCGCGGCAUGCUUCAAUGGAACGGAGGAGCAGCGCUACUUCAUCAUUGGUGACUGGGGUGGCAUCGUUAGUGGCUCCGGACCACCGGUCACAUUUAAGAACCGGCCGACCGUCAUCGAUCCUAUUGACACUCAUGCUCAAACCUAUGUCGCGGACAAGAUGGCUGAAGUCGCUGCUGACUUGAAGCCGAAGUUUGUGCUCAACGUGGGUGACAACUUCUAUCCUGGUGGCAUCAGUAGCCCUGGCACCUGCAACGCCGAGACGGACAAAACAGAUCCGGCGGGGCAGAUCAUAUUCACGAACGUUUUCGAGAACGUGUACAAGGGCCCUGGUUUGGACGGCGUUGAGUGGUGGGGCGUGCUGGGCAAUCACGACUAUGGAGGCUACCACUACAAUGUCCAUUGGGAUCAGAACAUCUUCUACACCUGGAAUUCGCCCAAGAGUCGCUGGCUCACGCCCGCCUUGUACUGGAAGCGAGCAGCGCAGUUUCGAAACUUCUCCGCAGAGUUCUUCUUCGUGGACACCAACAAGGUGGAUACUUACGGCAAUCCGGAUGCCGACCCGGAGCACAACAUUUGUGCCCGAUCUCACAAUCAGCCACCCCAGCCCCUGGGAUGCAAUGGCACAUCGAUAUCCAGCCCAGACACCUGCUGGAAGUUCUUUGACGACCUGUGGAAGGCGCAGAAGGACUGGCUUGCGAAGGAGCUUCAGGCAUCUACUGCUGAGUGGCAGAUCAUCGUAACCCACUACCCGCCGAACUUCGAGCCCUGCCGUUCUACCUGGGAGAGCUAUCUCGUCGAAUAUGGCGUCGACUUCUACGUUAGCGGCCACACCCACUUGCAGCACACCAACACGACCUUUGGGGAGACGGCUUUCGUGAUUUCAGGAGGAGGGGGAGGCAUCACUUCUGAGAUCCUGCCCAGCAAAACAGGGGAGGAUGACGGGUAUGGCUUCAUGGACGUCGUCAUCCAGCACGAUGCCAUGUACAUCACCAGAUACUCCCAUGGUGGUGUGGACAAGAAGACCAUUGUCCGAGGUGUUACGAAGGUGAGCCCACGCAGCCCGAAGGCUGUUUCACAAGUCGCGAAGGCGGAGCCAGAAGUCGCGAAGGUGGUUGUUUGA